Molecule: messenger RNA, 4919 nt
Organism: Amyelois transitella
Lineage: Eukaryota; Metazoa; Arthropoda; Insecta; Lepidoptera; Pyralidae
Gene: FoxP
Product: forkhead box protein P3
Exons: 18
Coding region: 906-2774 (622 amino acids)
Biological process (GO): regulation of transcription by RNA polymerase II
Cellular component (GO): nucleus
Molecular function (GO): RNA polymerase II cis-regulatory region sequence-specific DNA binding; DNA-binding transcription factor activity, RNA polymerase II-specific
Source: RefSeq, a predicted model, not a curated record
CGGCACGGGGCGAGCCUUUCGACUCAGUUUUAACGCGCACGUUUUAUGAAACGACAACUAUGCGUCGAGGUUCGCUCGCCGGCGAUAAUAAUUAUUCAUAUUAUCGGAACCGCUUCUAGCGACCGAAAUAGCAACGCGGUAAACAAAUUCGCAUUUUAUUGCCAGUCCUCUUUGUUGAUUAUAAUUCGGUUUUAUUUAUUUGUUUUUUUGCAAUCCGUCCGCAUGUCGUUCGUGUGCCGGCGCGAGGUGUCUCCGCGAAUCUUAAUAGCAGUUAAUCAUAGUUUAUUUUUACCGCGCAACGUGUGUUAAUAAUUGUGUUGGGGCCACUUGUCGCCGGCUCUUUUAUUUCGCUGUCGUAUUCGAUAUAUGUAAUUUGCCAAUGCGGAAGUUGAGUCAAACUUUUUGAAAUUCGCGAGUUCGGGCUUUAGUAACGAAACUUCUUGCUUACUUUGUCUGUACGAAAAAAUUAAAUUAAAAAAAAAAAAAACUUUAUGUUGCAACUGGCGCGAUAUUUGAUUUUUAUAACCUGAUUUUGACAGUUCCAAUUUCAAACGUGAUUGGCACGUGUUUGUCUUGUGAACUUUUUUAAAAAAGCACGAAUUCUCCUUUUGGCGGGAACAAUUGAUAGAGGUGCUAAUGAAGAAGUAGGCUGGACAGAAAGUUUGGAAAAGUGUUGAGUACACAUUGGAUGCUGGCGAGUGUUUUUUCAACGCGUUUUCGAGGCUAAGCGCUAGUUGUUUGAACAAGUGUGUUUUCUAAUGGAUUUAUUUUGAGAUUGUAUUCAAAACAUUGGAGUUGUAUUGGUUCAGUCGUACGAGGACUGCGAUAGUGGAGUGCCGCAGGGCAGCGUACUAGGCCCACUCUGAUGUUCGCGGAAUUGUGAUAGAAAAAAACUGUGUGUCUGGAUGUGUCUCCAAAGAGACGAAGACGAAGAUGUCGGCAACAUAGAAUCGAGACAAAUGGUGCAGCUACACAUACUGGGUCCCGAGCCGGCACUGAACUCUAACCCGGGUGGCGCAGCGAAGCCACCGCUGCUCAACUCAUUCGAGCUGGACCGCUGUCUGGACCGAGAGGAGUCCGGCAGGUGGGGCGACCCGGCGCGUCGGCGCCGGCGCAGCUCGCCCCCGCGCCGCGCUUCGCCCCCUCGAGACCAUGAGCCUCUUGCUCUUGCCAGGGCUUCAGCACCUACUUCCCCGGCCGGUGGAUCAGCCCAAUCUAGUCCAGCCCCAGGGUCUCCCGGGGGGAGCGCCGGGGCUGCCGGGGCAAGAUCCCCGCUACCACUGGUCCCACCGGAUCUACUCGCAAUGCAGUUGUUGGACCAGCAUUCGCAGCUACAAGCGCUUAUGAAACAACGAUUGUUUCAUCAACAUCAUAUGCAGAAACAGCACAUAUCAUCAGAGGCUGCAAAACGGCAGUUGGAGCAGUCUCGUCUCCAGGAUCAGAUCAAUCUGAAUCUGCUUUCGCAGUCUCAUCUCCCGCCUCCUGACACUUCUCCGGGUUCUCUCCAGCAGCAGCUCGGAGCCCAGCAGCAGCAGCUCGUACAGCAGUUGCAAGCUGUCCAACGUCAGUAUUUGAUGCACGGCUCCCUGCCUGUUCCACCUAACGCUCCUCCUGGUCUGAUGCUGUGGGGCAGUGAGAUGGAAGAGCACCCCCUGUUCGGGCGAGGGGUUUGCAAGUGGCCUGGAUGUGAUGCUCUUGCUGAAGACUACCAAGCGUUCCUCAAACACCUGGAAGCAGCGCACACGCUGGACGACAGGUCGGCUGCGCAGGCGCGCGUGCAGAUGCAGGUGGUCGCGCAGCUCGAGCUGCAGCUGCGGCGCGAGCGCGACCGCCUGGCCGCCAUGAUGCGCCACUUACAUGCUGCCAGGGACUCCUCCCACCAUGCCGCUAAGCAUUCCCAUGGAACCGCUAGCGAAGGCGCUUCGCCCGGACCAGUCCGUCGUAGGGUGUCGGACAAGUCCGGAGUAGCCAUUGCUGGAGAGAUACAACGCAAUCGUGAAUUCUACAAAACGGCAGAUGUGAGACCCCCCUUCACAUACGCUUCGCUGAUCCGACAAGCCAUCAUAGAAUCCCCAGAUAAGCAGCUGACAUUGAAUGAGAUCUACAAUUGGUUCCAAACUACAUUCUGCUACUUCAGACGCAAUGCAGCCACUUGGAAGAAUGCGGUCCGUCACAACCUGUCGCUGCACAAGUGCUUCAUGCGCGUGGAGAACGUGAAGGGCGCCGUGUGGACCGUGGACGAGGUGGAGUUCUACAAGCGGCGGCCGCAGCGCGCUGCGCACGCGCCGCCGCACGCGGGAUUUAUGGGAGCUCAGAGUCCACCAAUGAUGACCAGCCCCCAUGGUUACAGCGAAGCCCUAAAACGAAAUCUUCAGGGUAUGAUGGAAGACUGUAACCUUUCUUACAUGUCGGGAGAAGACCACAUGAUGCAGACUGAUGAAUAUCCCUCGUCUCAUGAUGAUUACAGACCAAUGAUGAAUGGCUAUGGCAACAGCAGUUCUUCCCACGAAGUCAAAGCUGAGGAUUUGAGCGCUUCAGAAGCUCAAGAUAUAAAGCCUAAUAUAUACGCGCUCAAGAAUGAGAUGCAGGCAUCUGAUUAUUCAAACAAAGGUGACUAUUCAAACUCCAACAAGGAGUCAUCUAGUAAUCGAUCCAGCGAGACCAGCCCUUACGAUGAUUACUCCAGGUCUGAGGACAGAUACCGGCCCUCCAUAUCCCACAUCAAGGACGAAGCUGAAAACUUGUCGCUCAACGAACAACGUACUGACAAGUAGAUCCUAGUGUCAAUGCGAUUAGUUUCACCGAAGCUGGAAAGAUCUAAAUCAAACUGGUUUAAACUAGUGAUACAAGUGAUAUGAAUGACUUUGAACAUUCUGCGCCCAUAGUGUUAGCUAUAUAUCACAGUAUGUCAUAACAGUUUAAUAUUUUACGGGUCUAGAUAUACUUCAAGUUAUAUAGAAUGGUGUUUUAGAAAGUGUAAUGUGUUCACUGUUGGACUUUUAUUAUGUAAGAGGACGAUCUCCCGCGAGGAAUUAUAGUUAAGUGUAACCAAAUAUAUAUAUUUUUGUUCUUUUUUUACUGGCCCGGUUUUAACGGGAUUCUUUCAAGUAUUAUAGGAAUUAUUUUUCCUUAAUUUAGUUUCUUUUUUUUAGCUGUAAUCCAGAUAUUUGUUAGUGAUAUAUAUUUAUAGCGUAAGUGUUAGAAAAUUCUAGAAACGAAUUGAACGGAUAAGCAGUCAACGAUUUAUAACCUUAAAAGGUCCAUAUCAAUAUUAAAAAUAUUUAAUCAUCUUGUAACAUAAUAGUAAGAACAAUAAGUAGUUGUAUUGGCCUAAUGUAAAGGAAUUAGACAGGAAGAAUUAUUUUUCUUUUAAAUUUUAACGCAAAGCGUUCAGUUCGUAUUUUUGCAUUUAAAAUACUUUUAUAUCAUAUAUUGCUUAUUUUUGAAUAAUAGAUCUCAAAAUAAGAAGAUUAAUUUGCAACAAAAUUAAGUUAUUAAAGAAAGCAACUUAUUACAACUCCUUAAUUUCUUGAAUUUUUGAGAUUUCAAUUUGAUAAUGAUCUGAAAAUUAUUUUUGUUACAAAUGUUUUGCAAUUUAAGUGCAUUAAAAUUAGGAUUUGAAAUAGUGUGCCAUAAGAAUGGUACUAUCUAAUGAUUUAUUUUUUUUAGUUUUGAGGAUUUGUUUUUUAGGUUAAGGCUUCUUGUAAAUAUUUAUCAUGGCCAUCAUGAAUUGUAAAUUUUUUGAAAGGUAACUUUAGAAGUGUGUAACGUUUACUUAUUGACUAUUAUCUAUUAAAUCGUUCAUGUUGUAGAAAAUUUAGAAGAAAAAAAUAACUUAGUGACUUAGUUAAAUUUUCGCCGUACCUACAGUAAAUUUGUACUUUUUUCGUGCAUUUUCUUAUAAAUGCUGCAUUUAUAUUAUAAAAACAAAAAUAAUAAAGAAAACAAUGUUGCCUAUGGUAAGUUUUUGUUCAUCGUUAAAAUCAAUAAUCGAUAUAAUACGAAUAAAUUAAGAAAGGGUGAAAAUAAUCAUAUCACUGCUAUGUAUGUAUACCUACUAUAAAAAUGUAGACAUAAAUUCGACAAGUAAUCUAUAUAAUUAUAUCGGAUAUGCAAUAUUUAGACACCGUUUGAAGAGUUGAAAGCGCUUUAAUUGUUUGUUUUUUUUUGCGAUUCGUGAUAAAUAGGUACGUAUUAUUUAUAAAAUCUGCGUUUAUGUUCAUUUAUCAAAGUCACCUUCUAACGCUUUUUAGCGCAUUUAUUGUAAUAAUUUUUUUGAUAAAAUGGAAACUGUACUAGAUAUUAUUAUUUUUUAAUUUUUUUUUCCAUUUUAAUUUCUAAAUGUAUUUAUUUGAAGUAUACUUUUUUACAUUCAACGUAUUAUAAUCAGCUUACUUUAUUACCAAUGUUUUAUCCGCCUGUAUUCAUUUGAUUAAAAUGAAAAUUUUUGGACAUAAUGCGCGUAAAAUUAUUGUGAAAAGCGAUGUAGCAGUGUUCAUUAAAAAAAUAUAAUAGUUUUCGUUAAGAAUUCACCAGUUGGAUAAUAUUUUUUUAAUCGCAUAAUUCAGUUUAUUUAUUGACAUUAAACACAUGUUUACCGUAAGUUGAAGUACAACGUACCAACGACUUUUACAUAUAUUUUUAACAUAUGCACGAAAAUAUAAUGUAAUAUUAUAAGGAAUUGAUUGUUACAAAGUUAUUUUUGCCGAUUUAGCGGAGAUUUGUCGUGGUAGAUGCCCUCGGGGAACGUGUGAAAGAGAUACGUUACGUGUCUUUAUGUGGGUGGGAGCGAGAUAGAAGGAUGUCCCCGAUUUACGGCUGUUUUUUGGCGCCCAACGCGGCGCAGGAAUACUUACAUUUAUUGAUCAUUGUAAAUUAUACUUAAUUAGUGUUGUAUUAAACAAAAUCAUUACAAUUAA